This is a messenger RNA of Sodiomyces alkalinus F11, 1956 nucleotides long. Its product is annotated as medium-chain specific acyl-CoA dehydrogenase. Gene Ontology annotation, molecular function: flavin adenine dinucleotide binding; heme binding; acyl-CoA dehydrogenase activity. Bases 406 to 1956 code for a protein of 516 amino acids. The transcript has 3 exons. NCBI's taxonomy places the organism in Eukaryota, Fungi, Ascomycota, Sordariomycetes, Glomerellales, Plectosphaerellaceae. The record is from RefSeq and is a predicted model, not a curated record.
AAAAACCAGCUGUCGAAUACCCCCUCACCGGGGGACACGGUCACUGACAGUUGGCACGCCCCGGAGUGGAGACAAGUCUGGGAGAUCGGCCCAAAUGACCAAUCAUAUAAACGUCGAUGCUCAGCAUAUGGUCCAAGCUCCCAUCUUCCCCCAGACGAAUAUGACAUCUGAAGCCGAGCCGAGGCUCCCAAAGCCGACACGCAGUAAGAAUGUCCUCGCGCCCACGAGUUCCUUGAUUAAUCUGGUCAUUUUGCAACUUUUCUUCCUUCACUCUGAUUACCCACGAACUGUCGACAUUAUAUAUGCUUUCGCCAUUGAUUACUCACUGGACACUCCUUCGAUUAUUACCUACCUUCAAACCUCUGUCGGAGAGAACCAACCACCCAGACCAUAGGGUGUGUCGCCAUGGCUCCUCAAGAGACAUUCACUCGCGACGAAGUCGCCAAGCACAACAACGACGACUCGCUUUGGACAAUCAUCGACUCAAAAGUCUACGACUUGACAGACUUCCUCGACGCCCACCCGGGCGGUGCCGCCGUCCUCCGCCAAGUGGCCGGCCGCGACGCCACCACCGACUUCUAUAACCUCCACCGUCACGAUGUCCUCACCAGAUACGACCGCACCCUCCUCGUCGGAACUAUCCGCGGCGAGACCUCGCAGGUGGUGAACCCGGGACCCGGCGAACUCUCCCGCGUUCCCUACGCCGAGCCGACCUGGCUAGCGCCCCCCUUCUCCCGCCAAAACCCCUACUACAAGGACUCCCACCGCCGCCUCCAAAAGGCCAUGCGCGAGUUUACCGACCGCCACGUAACCCCCGAGGCCCGCGAUGCCGAGGAGUCCGGCGAGUACAUCUCCCAGGAGCUCAUCGACCGCAUGGCCGCCAACGGCGUGCUGCACAUGCGACUCGGCCCCGGCCCGCACCUCCGCGGCGUCGAGAUCCUGGGCGGCGUCGUCGACCCCGCCGAGUUCGACUACUUCCACGACCUCAUCGUCGCGCAGGAGCUGGCCCGCACCGGCGCCCGCGGCUUCCAAGACGGCAACAUGGCCGGCAUGACCAUCGGCCUGACCGUCGUCCUCAACUUCGCCAACAGCGCCGCCCUCCGCGAUCGCGUCAGCGCCGAGGUCCUCUCCGGCCGCAAGAAGCUCUGCCUCGCCAUCACCGAGGCCUUCGCCGGGAGCGACGUGUCCGGCAUCCGCACCACCGCCCGCAAGUCCGCCGACGGGUCCCACUAUAUUGUUAAUGGUACGAAGAAGUGGAUCACCAACGGUGUCUGGUCCGACUACUUCGUCACCGCCGUCCGCACGGAGAAGGGACUCAGUGUCCUCUUGAUCGAGCGCGGCGAGGGCGUCGAGACGAAGCCCAUCAAGACGAGCUACUCCCCUGCUGCGGGGACCACCUAUAUCACCUUUGACAACGUCAAGGUCCCUGCCGAGAACUUGCUGGGCCAGGAGAACAAGGGAAUCCACGUUGUGCUGAGCAAUUUCAACCACGAGCGGUGGACGAUGGCAUGUGCCACGGUCCGCAUGUGUCGAAACGUGGUCGAAGAAUCCCUCAAAUGGGCUAAUCAGCGGAUCGUUUUCGGCAAGCCCCUCAUCGACCAGCCUGUGAUCAGGCAAAAGCUGGCCAAAAUGAUCGCGUUGACCGAGGCGAACCAAUCUUGGCUGGAAACCAUCACCUACCAGAUGUGUCAGAUGCCUUACCAAGAACAAGCGAAGUACUUGGGCGGCCCCAUCGCCCUCCUCAAGACAUCAACCACGCGUGCUGCUCACGAUAUUGCCGAUGAAGCCGUUAGUAUCUGGGGUGGUCGUGCUUUGACCCGAACAGGCAUGGGCCGUGUCAUCGAGAUGUUCAAUCGUUCUAACAAGUUCGAUGCCGUGCUCGGAGGCGAGGAGAGCAUCUUGGGCGAUCUCGCAGUCCGGCAAGCGAUGCGCCAUAUGCCGAAGGAGAGGCUAUGA